AUGAACAACUACAAGUCAGCUGAUGCACAGUACAGAGAAGGUACCUUGGGUCGAGAGAUCUUCCCGCUGAUGGCUGGCCCAAGUCCGCACAGGAAGUGCUACCAUGUUCAUAAGGACUUGCUCUGCUGGUACUCUCCUUACUUCAAGAAAACCUUGAGAGGAUCGUUCAGGGAGGCUAAAGCGCUCAAAUUGAUCCUAAGGGAUACGGAAGUCGCGGUCCUUGGUGUCGUCGUGGACUGGCUCUACACCCAAUCGCUCCCCGAGCAUGACGAUCCACGCAUUCAGGCUUGCAUCGGCAGAUGGAAUGAACCCAUCACCGGAGUCUACAUAUUCAGCGAUCGGUACGACAUUCCGGACCUCAGAGAACAUGCGAUGGACGACUUCUAUACCUAUUUUACCAAUGACGACGGAGAAGAUAUGCCGCGUUACUCAGUCAUCAACACAGCAUUCAACAACCUCCCGCGCUCUGCUUCGUUAUGCCGAUUUUGUAUCGAUGUCUACGCUAGAUAUUGGAGCCAGGAUCAAGACGACGAAGGAGAGGUUACAGCUCGAGCGGAUCUACCAAAGGACUUUUUAGCUGGGCUGAUGAUAGAGUCGGCUGAAGUGAUGAAGCAUCUGGUCAAAACUGGUUCUAAACCGGCUUUGCCAGAACGAUGCCACUACCAAGAAUGA
Molecule: messenger RNA, 672 nt
Organism: Coniosporium apollinis CBS 100218
Lineage: Eukaryota; Fungi; Ascomycota; Dothideomycetes
Exons: 1
Coding region: 1-672 (223 amino acids)
Molecular function (GO): protein binding
Source: RefSeq, a predicted model, not a curated record